UCAUUCUCCCUAGUCAUUCCCUAAAAUACCCAUGUCGGCUUUGCAUAUCAGUAACUAAUACUAGCCAUCUUUUCCCACCUUGCUUGAUACCUGAAGUUGUUUGAACGCAAUCGAGAUUCUUGCUGUGGUUGUAUUCUGCUGAUCCAGGAUCCAGCCCUUUUUUACAUGAUGAAUGCGGAGGAAAAUGAUGAGUGCCUGCUGAUAUUUUUAGAUCCAGCAGAGAUAGCUCAUCUCCUCUCCUUGCCAAAAAAAUUCUUCAGCCAAACGAAAAUGAAGAUAAGGGUCUCUCCAAUGGCCUCUCUUCUCUUCAUUGCAGUUCUGAUAUCUGCAAUCUGUUCUUCAUCCGAGGCAGCUGGUUCACAAACUUCUUUUGAAGAUAACUUCAGUAUUAUGUGGUCUGAAGACCAUUUCAAGACCUCUGAUGAUGGCCAGACCUGGUUCCUCUCCUUGGAUAAAGAAACAGGUUGUGGAUUUCAGACCAAGCAAAGAUACAGAUUUGGGUGGUUUAGCAUGAAACUGAAGUUGGUCGGAGGUGACUCUGCUGGUGUUGUGACAGCUUACUAUAUGUGUUCUGAGAAUGGGGCAGGACCAGAGAGAGAUGAGCUGGAUUUUGAGUUCUUGGGGAAUAGGACUGGGCAGCCAUAUUUAAUCCAGACAAACGUGUACAAGAAUGGGGUCGGAGGCCGUGAAAUGAGGCACAUGCUUUGGUUCGACCCCACCGAAGGGUUCCACUCAUAUUCCGUUCUCUGGAACAGCCAGCAAAUUCUAUUCUUUGUGGAUAGAGUACCCAUCAGAGUAUACAAGAACAACGGUAAAGAAAACGGCUUUUUCCCCAACGAGAAGCCCAUGUACUUGUUCUCCAGCAUCUGGAACGCCGACGACUGGGCCACCAGAGGUGGGCUGGAGAAAACAGACUGGAAAAGAGCACCGUUCGUGUCCUCGUACAAGGACUUCAGCGUCGAGGGGUGCCAAUGGGAAGACCCUUACCCUGCAUGCGUAUCGACCACCACCAAGAACUGGUGGGAUCAGUACGAUGCUUGGCAUUUAUCUGAUUCUCAGAAGAUGGAUUACGCUUGGGUGCAGAGAAACCUUGUUAUUUAUGAUUAUUGCAAGGAUUAUGAACGAUACCCCCAGUUGCCUGAGGAGUGUUCAUUGAGUCCCUGGGAUUAGGAGAGCUACCAAGUGAGAAUUUAGCAUCAAAUUUUGUAUUCUUUUUAUAUCAUUUUUCAAUUAGUAUAAAAUAUGGGUUUUUGUUGCACUAUUGUAUUCAGUAAUUGGAUAUUUGUAUAAUUUAUUCAAUCACUCUUACUUUCCUUGAUUACUUUAA
This is a messenger RNA of Theobroma cacao (cacao), 1327 nucleotides long. It is a transcript of the gene XTH8, whose product is annotated as xyloglucan endotransglucosylase/hydrolase 8. Gene Ontology annotation, molecular function: xyloglucan:xyloglucosyl transferase activity; hydrolase activity, hydrolyzing O-glycosyl compounds. Gene Ontology annotation, biological process: cell wall biogenesis; xyloglucan metabolic process. The record is from RefSeq and is a predicted model, not a curated record. Gene Ontology annotation, cellular component: cell wall; apoplast. Lineage: Eukaryota; Viridiplantae; Streptophyta; Magnoliopsida; Malvales; Malvaceae.